AUGGAAAUUGAGGAAGCAUCGAAAGCCUGUACAUUUCAGUGUGGGACUCCAACUAAAGCUCCUACUGUCCAAGUACUGAUCCCCUCGGUACCACCGUCAAGUAUUUCGUCUGAACGCGGUUUGACCACGCACGUAUUGUGUUUGGCUGCUGUUUCCUAUGCCGAUAAACUAGGUUAUAACUACCGACCAGUUGGGCAUUCUGUCUCUGGACUCUCCUUCACACCCGGCAGUUCUGACGGCAUUGGAAGUCUUGGAGGACUCGGAAGUCUCGGCGGUGAUAGUGGACUAGGCAGUAGUGGAAGUGGAGGUCCUAGUGGUUUAGGCAGCAGUGGAAGCCUAGGUGGCCUUAGUGGUCUUGGUGGCUUGGAAGGUGGUCAUGGAGGUUCAGGGGACUUAGGCGGAAUUGGUGCUCCAGGUGGUUCUGGAAACGUGGGACCAUCGUACUCAGCACCUGCCGAAUUCAACAAAGAAUACUUCACAUAUACUGCUCCCGAACAGGAAUUUGAUGAUGCAGAUGGAGCCCAACAGGUUGCCCACUCUUUAAAGAAGAAUCUGCGUGUGGUUUUCAUUAAAGGACCUGAAAACCAAGGUCUUGAAAAUGCUGCCCUGCAAUUGGCCAAGCACGCUGGCGAGGACCAAACCGCUAUCUAUGUUUUGCAAAAACAGAGCGACAUUUCAGAUUUGGCUAACAAACUCAAUGCGAUCCAAAGUCAGAGCAGCCACAGGCCCGAGGUGCACUUCGUCAAAUACCGCACUCCUGAAGAUGCCGCCAACGCUCAGCAAGCUAUCCAAUCACAAUACGAUCAAUUGGGUGGAAAUUCCCAAGCGCACGAUGGAGGUGUCGCCCCUGUGCACAACUUUGCUUCCCAAGCUCCAGUUCGGGCUCCCGAAGUGCACGCUCCCCGCAAUGCUUACUUGCCAUCUUCCAUCAUCCGUAUUUAGGUUUAGAAACAGUUGUUGAUUUAUUUGCGAGUUUACUAAUUUGAUAUAUAGGACGACUGAUUUGUUAAGUUUGACCAAUUAUUUUUGUUAAUGUUGUUAAUAA
Rhagoletis pomonella (apple maggot) is the source of this 1045-nucleotide messenger RNA. RefSeq names its product embryogenic cell protein 40-like. NCBI's taxonomy places the organism in Eukaryota, Metazoa, Arthropoda, Insecta, Diptera, Tephritidae. The transcript is spliced from 3 exons. The record is from RefSeq and is a predicted model, not a curated record. Bases 1 to 942 code for a protein of 313 amino acids.